Molecule: messenger RNA, 595 nt
Organism: Thamnophis sirtalis
Lineage: Eukaryota; Metazoa; Chordata; Lepidosauria; Squamata; Natricidae
Source: RefSeq, a predicted model, not a curated record
ACAAACCCUGUGAAAAAUUGCCAAGUUGGUUUCUUACCAAAUAACAAUGCUUUUUCUAAACUUGCUCCAUUAGCGCCUCUCCCCAUUCUUCAUCUCCAAAGCUACGGUCAACAUGGCUCCUUGGAUAUCCUUCCUCCUCAACCCAACCAUCAUCAUCUCCUUGAUUUUACUACUGCUAUUAGCAAGUCUGUCUCUGAGCAAGCUCGGCUGGUCAUCUCGGCGUAUGCCCCCGGGACCUACCCCACUCCCUUUCAUUGGCAAUCUGCACUUGCUCAAUAUUACAAGACAAGAUGUCUCUUUUAUGGAGGUAAGGAGCAAAGGGGGCGAUUGGUAAGACCUUCUGUUAUCAGCAGGAAUGACCUGGAUGGUUACCUAAGACUUUGCAGGUUGAGAAGUAAAGUUAUGGAGGUGUAACGGUAUAGACAAACCUUGGUUUGAUUUAAAUCAUGGUUGGUUUACUUUGGUUUAAGUCCUAUGUAAACCUUUGGUUUAAAUCAUAUUUUGGAUUGCUUUGAAUCAUAUUUAAAAGCUCAGGUAAAUAAUAUUUGGUCAUAAGUAGCUAAGUAUAAAUAAAUAGAGAAUUGUACAUAAAAAU